GUUAUACAAAAUUUGUAUUAUCGUUUGUUUUUUGUUAUUUGUUUGUUAAAUUUUAAUAAAUUAGAAAAACUAGAAAAAUAUUAAUUAACUUCAAUUAAUUUUAAAUUAAUAAGAAGGAUGACAUCGUACACAUUCUCUUCAUAAACAUGUGAUAUAGAAUCUAUGAUUUUUGACGGUUAAUGCUUGUUGUUUAUACUUUUUUCAAAAACCUUUCUGUUUAAAAACAUAAAUUCAAAAUGAAUACACCGGGUUUUAGUAUAUUCCAAGGUGGAGAGAGUAUUCAUAUUGACAAUUCCAUCAAUAGAGCCGAAGAGGAAGAAGAUCUUGAAGACAAAAAAAGGCGAGAUAAAGAGCUGAAUAAAGAUCUUCAAUCAGCUUUUGAUGAUCUGAUCGAUUAUGAUGACAACACAAUAGAUAGUUCUAAGUUUCAAUCAGAAAUACUUCCUCAAAAUUCGGAUAAACCCAUAAUUUGUAAUGGUAUUCGGUACUUAGAGCCAGAAAAUGAUCGUCUUCAACAAAACCAGCUCCCCACAAAUAUUCGUUUGCAAGAAGAAGUGCAAAAGUUAAAAAUGUUGCUCGAUUCAAAAACGCAUGAACUUGAAAACGUGGCUCGAGCUGCGCACGAAGAAAAGAAAUUGCGCGAAGAAGUGGAAAAGCGUUUAGCAUUUUCUGAGGCAGAACUUGAACGUGAAAAACGCUCAAAGAAAUCCCAUCACGAGCUAUUGGUCGAAAGCAAAGAGAAAUGCUCGAACCUUGAGAACACAGUUCAAAAUCUCAAAUCAGAAAUAAAAUCCCUCGAGGCUGAUAAUAGCAACAUGAUUGGAAAAUUAGAGACAUGUCAAAAUAUGCUUGCUGAUGUCCAGCAUAAAUAUUUAAUGGUCGAAAAGAACAUAAACACAAACAACGAUCGCAAUAUAGAAAUUAAACUGAAGCAUGCCGAUGAAAGACAUCGUGCCGAAAUGGCUAUGUUGCAAGCACAACUAGAUAGUGUGAUCAACAAGCUUGAUAGGAAGAAACUUGACCUGGAAAAUAUGAAUUCCCGUUAUAAAUCCUUGCAGCAAAGUCAUGAAACUAUGCUUAUUGAAAAAUCAUCAAAAAUAAACGAUCUGGCUAGAGAAUUGUCUGAAGCACAAAAACAAUGCGUUGAACUUAGUUGUAAGCAUGAUUAUUCUCAAGAAAAUGUCCGUUUGCAGCGUUUGGUAGCUGACUUGCAAAUUCAAAUACAGAGCAUGGAAGGAACUAUUGAGAAACUACGAUCCCGCUACGAACAAGCUACAGCUGAUUUAGACGCAAUGGAUAGCAUUUUUCAACAAAACAAUGACGAAAGUUUUAAAAGAAUGAGUGGGAUGCAUGGAAGCACUCCUAUUCCCACUGCUGAACGAGCAAAUAAUCUCAAAGAAGAACUACGUCGGGCAAUUAUCAACUUAAAGACGAAGCGAGAAGAAAUUCGCGUAAUGCAACAGACAUUAGACCGCAAAGAUCAUGAAAUAAAAAAUUUAAAACAUGAGGAAAAUUUAGCCCUUGUUAAAAUCACAACGUGCCAGGAAGAGAAUACAAGACUUAAAAAUAAACUUAAGCUGAUCGAAGAGGAAUUAGAUGAGUUGCGUGCAAAAAUUAUUGAUGAUGAAAACAAUUCAGAAGAAACAGAAAUAAUCGAAGAACUACGUCGCUUACGAGAAGAAAGACAGCUUCUUAUGGAAAAAGUGGAAAAUAACACACAACUUCUGUUAAGUAAGCAAGAAGCAGAGAAAGCAAAGGCAAAUAUAGAGAUUGAAUUGGGGAUACUUGAUUCAAAAUUCAAAGAUCUUCAAGUUGACUUGGAGGAACUCAAACAAGAACGGGAUAGUUUGAAAGCGAAUUACAAGAAAAACGAGGAGCUGCAGUUGGAGAUUGAAAAGUUAAAAUUUCGGCUUGAAGACUCACAAAAAGAAUGCGAUCGUUUAAAGAAUUUAUAUGUUGAAAUAUCGCAUGAAAAGGAAUCAAUAGCAAUAGAACUUAAACAUUUUCGCAACUUUGAGUUCUGCAAUGAGUUGAAAGAGCAAAAGGCAGAGUGUGCAAGUCUUAAUAAGGCUUUGCAAUUAGCCGAGCUAAAAUGUUCUGAACUAACAAAAAUUCUUGAAACACAAAAAAUAUCAUACGAAAAAGAUUUGUCUCAAUUAAGGGAAAAGCUAGAAAAAGAAAAAGCUGAUUCGUAUAAUUUGAAUACAAAACAUAUUUCGAAGAACUGUGCUAAAUGUAUUGAAUAUGUGGCAGAGUGCACUAAGCUAGAAAUUCAAACUUUAAAGUUUUCAAACCAAUGUUCGGUUUAUCAAAAAGAAAUUGAUGCUCUUAAAUCUGAACUUAAUGAAGCUAAAAACCACAUUAGUGAUUUAUCCGAUAAAAUUGUCCUAAUCGAUGAGCGUGAGAAACUGAUUGUUGAAUUGAAAGCAAAAGCCCAGCAAUUCGAAGAAUAUAUUAAAAAUCAAAGUAAUUCUGGAUCUUCAUCGAAUAAGCAACCAGAGUCAAAAGAUAUAAGCGUUGAGACAUCUCCAGAACUAGAAUCAAAAUUCAAUCGUCGUCAAGUGGAAUCAAAAGUUCGUGAUGAAAUGGCAAAAAUAUUUGCAAUCGAAAUAAGAAACAAUGAACAACGUUAUAAAAUUAAGACGACUCAAUUGGAAGAAGAAUUAUAUGAUUUGAGAAAAAACGUUCAAAAAAUCAACACCGAGCUGAUACAGAGGCACAAUGAGGUUCAAGUGCUCAAACAUGCCAUUCUCUCGGAACGUGAGAAAACUGAAGAAAUAAUAGCAAAUAAAGAUAAGGAGUAUAAUGAAUUGUUUGAGAAACAAAAUAUAAUCCUACACAAAAGUCGGGAUGAGCUUAAGUUGAAAACGCAACGAAUAAGCGAAUUGAUUCGCGAGCUUGACGAUAGAAAUUCUCAAAUAGAAGCAGAACGCCAGUCCAUGAAGGCCGUUAUGACCCAGUGGGAGGAACAACGAAGAAAAAGUGACAACAUCAAAUACGAGUGGGAGGCAAAAAUAGAAGAAAUGAAAAAAGUUCAUGAAGCUGCAAUUGCUUCCUGGCAAACGAAAUAUAAUUCUGCCAAAAAAACAGCAGUUAAUUAUAAACGUUAUGCUGAGGAUAAGGAAAAUCACAUGAUCCAGGAAUAUAAUCGAAUUAAAUCCGAGUAUGAUGCAUCGCUGACGAAGAUUGAAAUUCGUAUGAAGGAAACAUUUGAAAAGAAAAAUAAAGAGGCACAAUGAAAGAAGCCAUAGCUGCUAUAGAGAGGAAAAACGCAAAUUCUCAGCCAACGAGUGAUGGAGUUAUUAUGUGAUUUCGCGAUAAACCAAUAGCCAAUUAGUUUUUAGUGUUAGAUUUUGUAUAUGCAUGUGCACUUUGUUUUAUUACAUAUUAUAUUUAUCAUAUAAUUUAUGGUUAUAAUAAAAAAGUGAGUUAA
Molecule: messenger RNA, 3433 nt
Organism: Eupeodes corollae
Lineage: Eukaryota; Metazoa; Arthropoda; Insecta; Diptera; Syrphidae
Gene: asl
Product: repetitive organellar protein
Exons: 7
Coding region: 237-3239 (1000 amino acids)
Cellular component (GO): cytoskeleton
Source: RefSeq, a predicted model, not a curated record